AUGGAAACGAAGAAAUCCUUACUUGGUUUUUUCCUUUUACUUAUUUUUCUACCCAAUUUGACAAAAGCCGCUUGUGUUUGCGAUGUUGAUUGUAAUGGGCCAGGAAAUGCUACUACAUGUGGCAUUGGUCACUUCAUGACACCGGCAGGAUCAUGUUAUGAAUGCAACCCCGGUUACUAUUGUACUGGAGGAACUGCUGCUCCACAAUUGUGCUCAUCAGGAACAUAUAAUAACAAGACAAAACAAGACAGUUCAAGCUCAUGCUUGCUAUGUCCUACUGGAUAUAAAUGCCCUAAUGUUGACCGAAACCCUGAGUUGUGUACUGCAGGUACAUAUAAUAAUAAAACCGGUCAAAUUAGUUGCACGACAUGUCCACCCGGCUAUAAAUGUACCGAUCCUGCCGAUGCUCCUGUUGCUUGCGGAACGGGCUACUACAGUGAAGGUAACACAGCUUACUGUACACCGUGUCCAAGUGGAAAAUCAUGCUCUAUCCAAACAACAUCCACUCCAAGUCAAUGCUUAGCUGGUACAUACGCUGCCAAUGGCAGUGCAUCAUGUAGCGCUUGCACAAAAGGUCAUGAAUGUCCUAACAACGAAAUGUCACAACCAACUGCUUGUCAAGAUGGCAAUUAUCAACCAUCGACCGGUCAAUCAGCUUGCAUACCUUGCCCUGCUGGUUAUCACUGUACCGAUAAAACUGUAGCAAUGGCUUGCACAGCUGGACAAUACAGUACCAAUGGCAAUAUGACUUGUUUUACAUGUCCAACUGGAACCUAUAGUACAUCAGCCGCUGGUUCUUGCACUGCAUGUCCAGCCGGUAAAGAGUGCUCUAAUCCAGCUUUACCCCAAAAUUGCGCAUCAGGAACAUACUCCCUUGGAGGUGCAACAUCAUGUACAACAUGUCCAAAUGGUCAGAUCGCAUUUAAUAAUCACACUGGUUGCCUAAAUUGUGCACCUGGCUACGAAUGUCCAACGCCGGGAGGAAUUCAACAACCAUGUCCAUCAGGAACAUAUUCAAAUGGCGGUGCUGUUAGCUGUACGAUUUGUCCGGCUGGUCAAUUCUGUUUUGAUCCUAAAAUUUCACCGCAAGGUUGUGCUGCAGGAACUUAUUCGACGUCUGGUUCCACUAACUGUACAAAAUGUCCAGCUGGUGCUACUUGUAGUAACACCGGUAUAUCAGGAUAUUGUAAUUCUGGUGAAUACAGUUUAGAAAGUGCAAGUAGUUGUCAAACUUGUCCUGCAGGUUCUUAUUGUCCAACUAAAACAGAUGCACCUAUCCCAUGCCCAGCUAAAACUUAUUCGACAGCAGGUAAAACGUCAUGUACUUCCCUUAAUGCUAAUGAGUAUUUGCUAGGUGGUAGUCCAACUGCAACACCAUCAUUGUGUCAAUCGGGCUCAGUAGUAUCGGAUGAUGCUACUAGUUGUCUACCGUGUUCAUUGGGUUUUAUGUGUCCUAAUCCAAGUCAGAAACCUAUUCCAUGCCCACCGGGUUAUUACCAAAAUCAAGUCAAUCAAACAAGCUGUAUUGUCUGUCCUGCGGCGAAAGCAUGUCCUGAUAGAAGCACAAUACCUCAAGAUUGUCCAGACGGUACAUAUAGCGAAGGAGGAAGCACAAUAUGCCAUGUUUGUCCACCUGGUAGAGUUUGUGUUGAUAAAGGAAACUUUAGCAAAGCUAUAAUAUGUACACCAGGAACUUACGCACUUGCUCAAGCGACUGGUGCUUCUUGCACGGCUUGUAGUGCCGGUUCAUACUGUCCUAGAACUACCGACAACACUGAACUUGCGUGUCCUCCAGGUACUUAUUCAUUAGGUAACCAAGCAAAUUGUACUGUAUGCCCUGCAGGUAAAGCUUGUCCUAACCCAGAUGGCUCAGGAAUUGUCGAUUGUCAAGCAGGAGAGUACAGUGAAGAUGGAGCAUCAGCUUGUACGCAAUGUCCUGCUGGUACCAUGUGCUUAUCCAUUAAUGGUACUAAUAACUUUGCAUGUCCAAGUGGAUUUUAUGCAUUAGCUGGAGCAACAAGCUGUAUACCAUGUCCACCAGGAUAUUACUGCCCAUAUACUGAUCAAGAUCAAGUACUUCCAUGUACACCUGGUCAUUACUCACACGGCAAUGCAACUGAAUGUACGUUAUGUCCAUCUGGUUAUGCAUGUCCAGACACAGCUGUUUCCGUUACAAAUAACACAAUUUUCAAAUGUCCUGAAGGACAAUAUUCACUCGGCGGUCAAACAGAAUGUAGCCUAUGUCCAGCAGGUAGUAAAUGUCCAUCUAUUUAUAGCGGAAUCGAAACAUGUCCACCUGGAUUCUUUAGUCUUGGAAAUUCAGUCAAUUGCACAGCUUGCUAUGCUGGCUGGCAAUGUAACAAUCCCGCAAUACCUGUAGGUUGUCCACCCGGUACGUAUUCUACCGGACAAUCAACUGCUUGUUUACAGUGCGAUCGAGGCUUUAUAUGCCCAGAAAAAUCCAGUUCUCCAAGACCAGAAGGAACGGAAUGCCCUACAGGUGGCUACUGUGACGGUCUUCGAUUUUAUCCUUGUCCAGCUGGUACAUAUCAACCAUACAAUCAGACGGAAUCGAUAAAAGAAUGCGUUACUUGUCCUGAAGGUUAUUAUUGCGAAGGCCCUGGUGAUAGUAGUUACAGUACAGUCUGUCCAAUUGGUUACUUCUGUCCUCCUGGUACAACAUUUGCCCACCGAUUUCCGUGCCCAGGUGGCAAGUUUGGAAAUGAAACACAACAAACCACUGAAACUGCAGCAUGCCAUGCAUGUCCUGAAGGAUAUUUCUGUCCUGAAGGUGCUACUGGAGGUACGAUAUGUCCAGCAGGCUACUACUGUCCAGGUGGUAGUUUUGUCGGAACUCAAUAUGCUUGUCCAGUAGGAACGUAUAGCAAUACAACUGGAUUAAGCGAUCCAUCAGUAUGUAUUACUUGUCCAACUGGUCAUUAUUGUCCCGGUGGAGUGAAUAGCAAACCAUCAACAGCACCAGUUGCAUGCCCACCAGGAACAUUUAAUCCAGAUAAUGGCACAGGACAUCUUAUCAAUUGCUUGCCUUGCCCGCCAGGAUAUGCUUGUAUUAAUUCAGGUCAAACAACCUAUUAUUUAACUUGCAUUGAAGGCCAUUAUUGUCCAAAUGGUACAAUUGCACAAAAUCAAUAUCCUUGCAUGCCUGGUACUUACUCCGGAAAGACCAAUUUAACGGCAGCUUCAGAAUGCGAUAUCUGUCCUGAAAGGUAUUUCUGUGGAUGGGGAACAACGGGUACAAUAGGAAGUGCAACAGGUCCAAAACCAUGUCGAGCUGGCUAUUACUGUCCAUUAGGAACUCCGUUGCCUGAUUCAUUCCCAUGCAAUGAAGGAACUUACAAUCCGUAUUAUAACUUAUCCACUGCAAAUGAAUGCUUACAAUGUCCAGAAGGCAGUUACUGUAUUGGUGGACAAGCAAGUCCAACUGGGUUAUGUUCACCUGGAUUCUAUUGCCCUAACGGUACCAAAUAUGUCGAGCAGUAUGCCUGUCCAAAUGGUACCUACAACGGUGACUACGGAGCAAAAUCAGUCGCUGAUUGUAACGAUUGUACUCAAGGUCACUAUUGUGAAAGAGCUGCUAUUAAGCCAGAAGAGUGUUGGGAAGGAUACUAUAUGCCUUAUGGUGUUAAUGCAACAGGUUACUUAAUUGGUACAGCAGCAAAAGGAUCCUCCGAUUGUAUACCAUGUCCAAGUGGUUAUCGAUGCCCAAAUGCUACUAUCGAUCCAAUCUCUUGCGGAAUAUCGUAUUAUUCAGAAAAUGGAACUUCCAUCUGCUUAGCAUGUAAGCGAGGCCAUUAUUGUGAUGAUACUCAAACAACCGAAUCUAAUAUGUUAACGAAUAAAAAGUGUCCAGCUGGUAAACUAUGCGGUAUUGGAUUAAGCUCUGUUUCACAAGCAACCAAUUGUAGCAUAGGUUAUUAUUGUCCAGAAGCAACAUUAGAAGAAAUCCCAUGUCCGGUAGGAACUUAUAAUCCCGACAAAGGAGGAAGUAGUCUUGCUAGUUGUUUACCUUGUCCGGCAGGAUAUUAUUGCUUAGCAGCCUCCUCAACAACAACUGGUCUUUGCGAUCCUGGAUAUUUUUGCCCUACAAAUAUAUCGAAUACUCAUCUCGGUAUCCUUAUUGGUUCUUAUGGUCCCAAGCAAGAACCAUGCCCUCCAAGGACACAUUCACUUACAUACGGUGGAAAAACUGCAGAUGAUUGUCCAGGCUGUCCAGGUGGAUAUUAUUGUGAACCUGGUACUAAUAACCCAGUAGAAUGUCCAAAAGGUUAUUAUUGCAAACCAGGGUCAGAUAAGCCAGAUCCAUGUCCUCUGGGAAGUUAUGGUAAUACCACCCUUCUUGUUUAUUCUGAAAAUUGUACACGCUGCGACCCAGGUUGGUUCUGCGAUACCCGUGGAUUAAUGACACCUACAGGCAAAUGUGAUGCUGGUUAUGUUUGUUACCGUGGAGCUACUACAUCAACACCCACUGAUGGAGUAACAGGAGAAAUAUGUCCAACUGGUGGCUACUGUAUCACAGGUACUGGAAGUCCAUUGCCUUGUCCACCUGGUACCUUCAGCAAUGUCUCUGGAGCUGUCGAUCAAUCUGGUUGUACUGCAUGCACACCUGGAUAUUAUUGCUCACAAACAAGUCGACCAGAGCCAACUGGACCAUGCGAUGGUGGAUUCUACUGUAAUGGAAGCGCUGUUGUUUCAAAACAACACAUAACAGAUCCUGGACAUUACGCACCAGCUGGAUCUGCUGGACAAUAUCAGUGUCCAGCAGGUACCUACAUGCCACUGCAUAAUGCAUCUAUUUGUUGGAGUUGUAAAGCUGGAUACUUUUGUCCGGUGGUCGGAAUGACAGAACCUAUCACUUGUCCAGCAGGUGCAUAUUGCCCAACAGGAACUUUUGAACCCAAAGAUUGUCCAGCUGGUACAUUUUCAAACACUACUCAUCUAACCAGUCAGUCAGAAUGUAUUACCUGCUUCAGAGGUCAGUAUUGUCAUACAGGUGGUUUGACUGAGCCAAGUGGAUACUGUGAUGCAGGUUAUGUUUGCAAUGCCGGAGCUCGUUCACCAGAUCCCGCCUAUGUUAGUGGACAAGUUGAAUAUGGUGAUUUAUGUCCUGCAGGUCAUUAUUGUGAGUCGGGUGCAUUAUAUGCUGUGCCUUGUCCACUCGGUACUUACCUUGAAAUACGCGGUAAAGGCUCUAAAUCCGAUUGUAGAUCGUGCCCACCAGGUUAUUACUGCGCCCCAGAAGGACAAGUAAAUGCAACUGGCCUUUGCAAUGAAGGUUAUUACUGUAUAGCCAAUGCUACCUCUGCUACACCUACUGACAAAGUAACUGGAGAUAUCUGUCCUAUUGGACAUUACUGCAUUGCUGGAUCCACAACCUUUAAAGUAUGCGAGGCUGGAACUUAUGCGAAUAGUACAGGACAAGCAAUUUGCGAUGACUGCCCGAUAGGUUAUAAAUGUCCUUAUGGAACAGCUCAACCUGAAAUAUGUCCAAAAGGAUUCGCUUGCGCUGCAAAAACUGGUAGUACACCAGAUGAAUGCAACUUCGGAACGUUUAGCAAUGUCACAGGAUUAUCCUCUAUUACCCAAUGUCAAUCAUGUCCAGCUGGAUACUAUUGUGCAACGAAAGGAUUAGCUGCACCAACUGGUAAAUGUACUGCCGGCUUUUAUUGUCUACCAGGUUCGAGAACAGCACAACCAAAAGAUAUCAGCGAAGGGACAGGUGGACCCUGUCCUAAAGGAAAUUACUGUCCAGAAGGUAGCGCAGCUCCCGUACCAUGCCCACCAGGACGUUAUAGUGGAGCUGAUCACUUGACAGCAGAAACCGAUUGUUUUGUAUGCCCUGCAGGAUCCUACUGUGAUGGAAGUGAUCCUACCAAAGUUACUGGAGCAUGUAGUGAUGGCUAUUAUUGCAAUGCUGGAUCAGGCAGUACAACACCCAAUAGAACUGAUUGGGGCGCAAUAUGUCCGACUGGUUCUAAAUGUACUAAUGGAUUCAGACAAGAUUGUCCUUCUGGUACUUAUCAAAACACGACUGGAAAGACAACUUGUGUUGACUGUCCAGCAGGAUUUUAUUGCCUCCAAGGUAGUAAUGAACCUGUAACAUGCCCUGCUGGUUAUUGGUGUGGUCUUAAAACUACGACAGUGAAUGAAAAUCCAUGUCCUAUUGGCACUUAUAAUAAUAUUACUGGAACAAUAUCAGUAGCAGCUUGUCUUGCUUGCACUCCUGGCUACUAUUGUGAUCUUCCAGGACAAACCUAUCCAAAAGAUCAAUGCGAUGGCGGAUGGUAUUGUAGUAGUGGUGCAACGGUUGCUAGACCAACUGUAGCAUCAGAAGGUGGUCAAUGUAGAUCGGGUUAUUACUGUCCAAAAGGAAGCACAGCAGAAAUACCUUGUACAGCUGGCAUGUAUUGUAGUAGUGUUGGAUUAGUAGCUCCUGAAGGCAACUGUUCAGCAGGUUAUUAUUGUACAUUACAGGCUAACACACCAGCGCCAAGUAGUGUUGUCCAAGGUGGCAAUAUCUGUCCAAUGGGUAAAUAUUGCCCACUUGGUAGUGUUGCUGGGUUAGAUUGUCCAAUAGGUCGAUUUGGCAAUACAACCGGCAAUACAGCUAUAACCGACUGCCAUCUUUGUUCACAUGGACAUUAUUGUGCAACACCUGGCUUAACAAAACCAAGCGGCUCAUGUAAUCCUGGCUAUUAUUGCCCUCCAAGUCAAACAUCACCAUCACCUUCAAGUUACAUUUGCCCGGCAGGUAGUUAUUGUAUCUCUGGAAGUACUGAACCAGUUAAUUGUCCUUCUGGCUAUUAUCAAGAUGAAAUAGGCCAAGGAAGUUGUAAAGUCUGCUGGGAAGGGUAUUUCUGCGAUAACUCUCACGUUAUCGGUAAAUUUGUAUAUGGAAAUAGUUCAUGCCCUGCUGGUCAUUAUUGCCCUAAUGGUACCAAAUUCGCUGUACAAUAUCCUUGUCCAGUUGGUACUUAUAGUGAUAAAGAAAACUUAAUUGAAGUCAGUCAAUGUCAACCUUGCCCAGCUGGAUAUUACUGUCCUGUACCCGGUGCUACUAAUUAUACCCUGAAGUGUAGUGGUGGUUACUUUUGUAAAUCUGGAGCCAAAACUGCAACACCAACACAAGGCUCAGAUGCUGAUGUCUGUCCUGCAGGAUUUUACUGUCCUGAAGGCGCAAUGCAACCAAAACAAUGUCCACUUGGUACCUAUAGCCCAACCACUGGAAUCACUGCGGAAAGCGAUUGCCUCAAUUGUACAAUAGGCAAUUAUUGUGGUGAAUUAAAUCUCACAAGUCCUAGCGGUAAAUGUCAGGCCGGCUACUAUUGCCCGUGGAAGUCAGAUAGAUUUGAUAUGCAAGCAUGUCCUGUUGGACAUUAUUGCCCUGAAGGGACAUUGGAACCGGUAAAAUGUCCAUCCGGAACUUUCUCCAAUACUACUAUACUGAAAACAAGUAAUGAUUGUACAGUAUGUACACCUGGUUACUAUUGUGGCUCGACUGGACUUACACAGCCAACCGGUAAAUGCAAUGCUGGCUAUUACUGCCCUGCUGGAUCUAAUACUUCACAACCUUCCGCCUACACUUGCCCAAUUGGUGCUUUCUGUCUUGAAGGCAGCGCUAAUCCAACAUAUUGUGCCAACUCAACAUGGCAAAAUACUACCAAAUCAUCUAGUUGUAAUACCUGUGAAGCUGGAUAUUACUGCAUAGAAAGUCAUCAACCUCGCUCUUGCCCUGAAGGCUACUAUUGUCCCGCUGGUACAGGAAACGACUGGAAAUCAUGUCCACGUGGUACUUAUAGUUCUAUUUCGGGAUUGCAUGAUAUCUCUCAAUGUAAGCCGUGCGAUGCAGGCAAAUAUUGCAAUCAGGAGCAUGCAACAGCACCUACAGGCGAUUGUUAUGCCGGUUAUUACUGUUCAUCCGGCUCAGAUAGGCCAAAUCCAAGUGGUGACAACAUAACAACAAUCAUAGGCAAUGAUACAUGUCCUUACUUCCAAGGAAAACAAACUGGUGAUGGAGCUCCUUGUCCAGCCGGUCAUUACUGUCCACAAGGAAGUGAUAUGCCGAUGCAAUGCCCCGUUGGUACUUAUGGACCUACAGCAGGUGCAUCAAAUUGUACUGCUUGUCCGCCAGGAUAUACUUGCGAAACUGCUGGUAUAGCUACUCUAAGUCAAGCUUGUCCUAAAGGAUAUUAUUGUUUAGCUGGAUCGACAAACAAAUAUGCGACACCUUGCCCAGCUGGUACUUAUAACGAUGUAGAUGGUAUAACACACGAAUCAGCUUGUAAGAACUGCACACCUGGUAUGUACUGCUCCGGUAGUGGACUAACUCAGCCAUCUGCUUAUUGCUACGGUGGUUACUACUGUGCUAGUGGAUCAAAGACACCAACACCAUCCGGUGAAGGAGGUAAUAAAUGUGUUGCAGGUGAAAUUUGCAUCGAAGGAUCUACUGGACCUCAAAAAUGCCCAGGUGGUUAUUAUUGCGCAACUGAGAGACUCAAUGCUACUACUGGUCAAUGCGAUCCCGGCUACUUCUGUAGUCUUGGAGCAACCUUAUCCAAUCCAACCGAUGCAACUGGAGGCCAGUGUCCAGUUGGACAUUACUGUGAAGCUGGCAGUACCAGCCCCAAAUCUUGUCCACCAGGAACUUUCUCGUCAGAGGUCGGCAACACCAACAUAUCAGCUUGCUAUCAAUGUCCAGCUACGAAAUAUUGUGCAGGAUCAGCUAAUGCCAAUUAUACUGGACUAUGUGGUGCAGGAUACUUCUGUACCGGCGGAGAAACAGAAAUGCAGCCAAUUAGUAAUAUUUGCUGGCAAGGCCAUUAUUGUCCUACUGGCAGUUAUCAACCAUCAAAAUGUCCACCAGGUACUUACCAAGACGAAUUAGGAAAAUCAUCAUGCAAAGAUUGUCCUGCAGGAUAUUUCUGUGACAGUUCUGGUUCAGCUGUUGUUAGUUUUAAUAAUUCCGCUUGUCCAUCAGGAUAUUACUGUCCAUCUAAAACACAAACAGCAAAUCAAUUUCCAUGCCCAGCUGGAACUUAUAAUAAUAUAACGGGAAGAUCAAGUCAAUCAGGUUGUGCUUCAUGUCCUAGUGGUUAUUAUUGUAGCUCAGAACAUCUUAGCGAGCCGACAGGAUUGUGCGAUGCAGGCUAUUAUUGCUCCGGUGCAUCAAACACUUCGAAGCCUACUGGUGGUAGCGAAGGCGAUGUAUGUCCGCCAGGACAUUAUUGCGAACAAGGUAGCACGCAACCUACUGCUUGUCCAGCGGGAACAUUUAACCCUUCAAAUCAAGCGACUAGUGUAAACGAUUGCUUAAACUGUACUGGAGGUUACUAUUGUGAUACUAAAGGAUCAGUAAGUGGUACAGCGAAGCCAUGUCAACAAGGAUAUUAUUGCGAUAGUGGUGCUACAUCAGCAACAUUCAAAAACUGUCCGGCUGGCUCUUAUUGUCCAGCCAAUACUCAAACACCUGUGCCAUGUCCGACAGGAACUUGGUCAGAUGUAACCAAUCUUGCAUCAGCUUCCGCUUGUAAAAACUGUACAGCAGGAUAUUACUGUCCAGCUAGUGGCCAAACUAGUGCAACAUUAGAAUGCUUUGGUGGGUAUUAUUGCCCAGCUGGAAGUAACGUUCCACAACCAGCAGGCUAUAAAUGUCCAACAGGUAUGUACUGUCCAAAUGGUAGCUCCGUACCACAAUCAUGCAAAGCAGGCUAUUACACCGAUUUCCCUGGUGCUUCAGAGUGCCUCAUGUGUCCUGCCGGUUCAUAUUGCUUACCAGUUACAUCACCAGAUAAUAUCACAUUGUCUAAAGUAAAUUGUCCGGAAGGAUAUUACUGCCCUGCAGGAACUGGAUAUAAUAUCCGCUCUUGUCCAUCUGGUACUUAUAGUAAUCAAUUCAACUUAACUGAUCAUACGGGGUGUAUAGCUUGUCCGGGUGGUAGUUACUGUUUAAAUCCCGCACAAACAACAACAACUGGCUUAUGUAGCGCAGGAUAUUAUUGCCAGUCUGGAGUUAAUCGGCCCGAUCCUAGCUACAACAGUUCGAUCAUGAUUGCAACUGUCACCCCAAAUCUAUCGGUCAAUGUAAGCUUUACUUGCCCUCAACAGAGCUUAGGAACUGGAAUUGGAGGUAUUUGUCCUAUUGGACAUUAUUGCCAACAAGGUUCAGUUAAUCCGACGCCUUGCCCUGCUGGAACAUAUAACAAUAAAGUAGGCCAAUCAUCAUGCUUUACAUGUCCCAGUGGUUAUUAUUGUCCUGAUAAUGCUACAGUCCACUAUGUAGACAAACCCUGCCCAACAGGUCAUUGGUGUGGCAACGGUACAAUCAAUCAAUAUGAAAAUCCUUGUCCUCUUGGCACAUAUAACGAUCAAAAUGGAAAAUCAGUAAUAACUGAUUGUUUGCAAUGCCCACCAGGAAAAUAUUGUGGAUCAACUGGUCUUAGUACAUGGUCAGGAAUAUGUGCAGCAGGAUGGUAUUGUGAACUUAGUGCGAUCACAAAUAUGACAACAACUCGUGGAGGCCAAUGUCAAGCUGGAUAUUACUGCCCAGCUGGGUCAUCUGCUCCAAUUGCUUGUCUCUCAGGAAUGUAUUGUCCAACAAAUGGACUUGACAGCCCAUAUGCACAAUGUCAAGCAGGUUUCUAUUGUAUAAAUGCUUCAACUACUGCAGCUCCAACCGAUGGUAUCACGGGUAAUCGUUGUCCAACCGGUCAUUAUUGUCCUAAAGGAAGUUCAUGGCCUAUUAAAUGUCCUGCUAGUAGUUACAAUCCAACCGUUGAAAAUUAUAAUCAGUCUGCAUGUCUAAGAUGUUUACCGGGUAGAGCUUGUACUCAAUCAGGUUUAUCGGCUCCUGACAAAAAUUGUAGCGCUGGAUUCUACUGUCCUGGAAAUCAGAGUACUGCAACACCUUUCGAUUAUGUUUGUCCGAAAGGUAACUACUGUCCAGAAGGUGCUUAUGGUCCAAUUCGAUGUAAAGCAGGAGAAUAUCAAGAUACAACAGGAUCUGCAACCUGCAAAAGCUGCCCUAAAGGAUACUUCUGUAAUAGUUCUAGUGAAAUUACAGUGCUUACUGAUGCUUUGCUCUGUCCGGCAGGUUAUUACUGCCCAGAAGGAACGACACGCGAAAAUGAAUAUCCAUGUCCUAUUGGAACAUUCAGUGACAAAUCUGGAGUGAUAAAUAGUAGUAGUUGCAAUCCUUGUACACCUGGCUAUUAUUGUGCUGAACUAGCACGUACUUUACCCAAUGGACUAUGUGAUGCUGGAUAUUUCUGUAAGCAAAACGCAAAAUCAGCUACGCCUAUCCAAGGAAGUGAUGCUAAUGUCUGUCCUGUAGGAAAAUAUUGUCCAACUGGAUCUGCUGAGCCAAUUAAUUGCCCAUUAGGAACAUUUAACGCUCUUACUGGAUUAACAAGCGACUCAGAAUGUAGCUUAUGUACCAAUGGUUCUUACUGCUCUGUACCUGGGCUAACUGGACCAAACGGCCAGUGCUCACCAGGAUAUUACUGCGAUGCAGGUUCCAAUAGUAGUACUGCUAAUAUUUGUCCAAAAGGAUACUAUUGUCCAUUGGCUACAGUCAAUCCAAUCCCAUGCCCAGUGGGUUAUUUCUCUAAUGUCGAAGGAUUAAAACAUUCGGGCGAAUGCACUGUUUGUACUGCUGGUAUGUACUGCGCUACUUUAGGAGCAACUGAACCAACAGGUUAUUGCGAUCCGGGAUAUUAUUGUCCACCAAAUACACCUAACAGUAAUAGUCAACCAGCCGCUUAUAAAUGCCCAGCAGCUAAUUAUUGUCCAGCUAAUAGCUCUCAACCUAUAAUGUGUAAACCAGGAACAUACACGAACGUAAGCCAAGCUAGUGUUUGUACAAACUGUCCAAGUGGAUACUACUGUCUAAAUGGUGCCAUAGUCGGAGCCUGUCCUGAAGGCUUUUAUUGUCCAGAAGGAACUAGUUCAGAAUUUAAGUCAUGCCCACGCGGAACGUAUAGUGAAGUAAAAGGCCUUACAAGUAUCAAUGAAUGCAAGCAAUGCAGCAAAGGCAUGUACUGUAGUGAAUUGAACGCUACAGCAGUAACUGGUCCAUGUAGUACUGGCUAUUAUUGCGUAAGUGGAGCCGAUCGUCCAAAUCCAGUCAAUUCUACAGGUUCCUGCAAUGGAUCGCAAGUAGGAGUUGGAGAUGCUUGCCCUUUGGGCUAUUACUGUCCAAGCGGAAGUGAUUUCCCCAUUGCAUGUGGCGCAGGUACAUUUGCAAAUGUCUCCGGGUUAGGUAGCUGUUAUACUUGUCCGGCUGGAUACUACUGUGAAGUAGCCUCUAGAACUUACACCAAUUCAAGAUGUCCACCAGGUUAUGCCUGUCCGGCUGGAACUAAAUCUGCAUAUGAAAAUGCGUGUCCACCCGGCAAACUUAAUAAUGUAUCUGGAGCACUAUCAUUAACUGAUUGUCAACCUUGUCCUAGCGGUAAAUACUGUGGAUGGAGUGGUCUAUCAGCUCCAACUGGCGACUGUAGUCGUGGCUGGACUUGUACAGGUGGUAGUGCAACACCAAAACCAAAUACUACCAGUGAAGGAGGCUAUGUCUGUCCGAUGGGCUAUUUCUGCUUAGAAGGUGGCACAACACCACAGGCAUGCACUGCUGGCAAAUAUUGUAAUAGUCAAGGUAUAUUUGAACCCACUGGAAAUUGUACUGCAGGCUAUUAUUGUCCUCAAGGUGCAACUAGCCCUACUCAAAUCCAAUGUCCAGCAGGAUAUUACUGUCUUGAGGGUAGCGCAACACCAAAUGAAUGUCCUGAAGGUACUUAUAGGAAUUCAGCUCGAGGAGUAUCAAUAAAUGAUUGCUUUCCUUGUACUCCUGGCGAUUAUUGUAACGGUACAGCUAGAACAGUUACUGCUGGUAAGUGUGAUCAAGGUUAUUACUGCCCAAGCGGCCAAUCUAUACCAAAUCCAUCUCAGUAUCAAUGUCCGGAGGGAUACUAUUGCUCUAUUGGUACUGCAACACCACAAAAUUGUCCUAGAGGUCAAUAUCAACCACAGAAAGGUCAAUCUGCUUGUGUAACAUGUCCAGCCGGUUAUACUUGCGAUACUAGUUUAGCUCCAAUUGAUAACUUAGCUAACGCCUCAUGUAUCACCGGAUAUUACUGUCCAAUGGGAACAAAAUUUGCAACGGAAUAUCCUUGCCCAAUUGGCACCUUCAAUAACCGUACUGGUAUAACUUCAAUUAAUAAUUGUUCUACUUGCUUAGCUGGAUAUUACUGUGGUAGCAGUGGAUUAUCAGUACCGACGGGCAAAUGCAAUCCAGGAUAUAUCUGUCCAACAGGAAUGCAAUCCCCAUCACCAGCUGGAACUGAAUGUCCACUAGGAAAGUAUUGUGUUGCUGGAUCAACUAUAGGUUCUGAUUGUCCUGACGGUACUUAUACACCUCACAAUGGUAGUAAAUCCAUAACUGAUUGUGAAUCAUGCCCAGCUGGAAAGUAUUGCAAGAGUGCAAUAACUGCUAAUGGUGGAGCUGAAGAUUGUGAUGAAGGUUAUGUUUGUAUUAGCCGUGCUACAAUACCAAAUCCAAGAGAUAAUACAACUGGUUACGUUUGCCCAGUUGGCAAUUACUGUCCGAAAGGAUCUAAAGUAGAACUUCCUUGCAACGCCGGAACUUACGCACCAAUAGCCGGUCAGGCAACUUGCUGGGCAUGUCCUGCAAGUCAAACUUGCUCUAAAAAAGGAAUGUUCAUCCCAGAGGCUUGUCCAGCAGGUUCUUAUUGUCCAAAUGGAACAAGCAAUGCCACCGGUGUAUUCUGCCCUCCAGGAACUUAUUCUAGUGGUGUAAAUCUAACAAGUGAAUCAGAAUGUUUGAGUUGUCCAAUAGGUAAAUAUUGCAAUCUAGCCGGACAAGUUAAUUAUACAGGAGAUUGUGCAGCUGGCUAUUUAUGUGGAGGCGGCGCAGUUUCACCAACCCCAACGAUGACAUCAGGAACUAACCGAUUAUGCCCAAUUGGUAAAUAUUGCUUACAAGGAAGUAUCGCGCCAAUUGAUUGCCCACCAGGAUCCAUUCGCCCUGUAGUAGGUGCAUCAAGUACGGCCGAUUGUUGGCCUUGUCCUGCUGGUCGUUACUGUGCCAGUGCAGGUGCCAUAGCUGCAACUGGAACUUGCUCAGAAGGCUACUACUGCCCUGCAGAAGCUGUCAUUCAAGUACCAACACCUAGUGCUUAUAUUUGUCCACGCGGAUUCUACUGCGGUAAUGGUACUAUUACGCCAGCUGGGUGCGCACCAGGUACAUAUCAGCCUCUGCAAGGUAAAACAAGUUGCGAUCCAUGCCCUAUCGGAAAUUAUUGUCCCUCAAAUUCAUCAUCGCCUAUCUCUUGUGCAGCCCAUUCAUAUUGUCCGGUAGGCUCAGGUCAGCCGACAUUCUGUCCAAAUGGAACUUAUACAACGUCAGAUGUUCGAGGAUUAACAAACCCCUCUCAAUGUAUACCAUGUAUUAAUGGAUCUUUCUGUCAAUUUGGAAAGAUAAUUGGCUUCUGUAAUCCAGGUUAUUGGUGUAAGACUGGCUCGCCAACACCUACACCCGAUAGUAGCUAUCCAGUUACCAUUGGACAGAAAUGCCCAGUUGGUAGUUAUUGUCCAGCAGGAACUACACUUCCAAUCAAGUGUAACGACGGUUUAGUAAUCGAUAAAGAAGGAGCAGUCAGUGCGGAAGAUUGUACAACAUGUCCAGCUGGUUAUGAGUGUGACGAUAAAGGAAACUUAUUCUUAUGCACACCUGGUUAUUAUUGCCCAUAUAAUAUAACAAAACAGCCGUGCCCAAUUAGGACAUUUUCACCUGAUGCUGGAGCUAAAAGCAUGACGACUUGCAGAUCUUGUGAUCCUGGAUAUCUUUGUACGGAUCUGGCCAUGACCAACAGUACAAUUUAUCCAUGUCCUCUCGGUCAUUUUUGCAUCGAAGGUUCCAAUAAACCUGAACCAUGUCCACCUGGCAGUUACCAAGACACUGGCUAUGGUAAAAGUAAAGCUGAUUGUCAACUAUGUGAUUCUGGCUACUAUUGCCCAUAUGUAAAUGGAACAGUAUCAGGCAUACGAUGUUUGAAUGGUACUCUUUGUCCUCGUGGUAGCUCUGGCCCAAUUGUUUGUCCAGCAGGUUUCUAUUGCCCGUUGGCUGAAGGUCAAAUCCCAUGUCCACCCGGAUUUUAUUGUCCUACUGGUUCACCAGAUCCCAUUCCAUGUCCACCUGGCUAUUGGUGUGGUAAUGGAACAAUAGAAUAUGACAAUAAAACUGUAAAUGUUGGAUCUAUCGUACCAAUAUUAUGUCCAUUAGGUUAUAAGGAUUCAGGUUUAACACCAAGAGAUGCAUUUAAUAGAACUUGCUCUAUUUGUCCAGCUGGAAGUUAUGGUAAUCCAAAUCGUCUAACAUGUGAAGAUUGUCCAGCAGGUGUCGUUUGUUUAAAAGGCGCAACUUCAGGUAACCCUGGCGCUUUAGUAACACGCACAGUUACUACCACUAAUUCAUAUAUAUGUCCAAGAGGUCAUUAUUGCCCAAUAAGAAGUUCAACACCUCUAGUAUGCAAAGCAGGUUCUUAUAAUAACCAGACUGCAAUGAAAAAUGAAGCAGAUUGUAUCCCAUGUGCAGUUGAUCACUUCCAGAGCAAUCCUGGACAAACUGCCUGCUUCCCAUGUGGCACAGUUGCUAGGCAACCAACUACGGGUAUGCCAACGUGUACUUGUAGCGGAGCAAAUAAGGAAUUUCAAGCUAGCGAUAGGAGUUGUAUAUGUCAAGAAGGCUACACCGAAUUACAAGGCUCCUGUGUUCGAAACGUAUAUGAUUUCUGUGAGCCAGCAGUACAGUAUCGGUCCGAAGAUGGUGUUUGUCGCAAUAUGGAUGAAUGGAUUGCAUUCUGCACACAAAAAUGUGGUGUUACCGAAUAUAAAGGCGUUGUCCAAUCGAUGGGAACUUGUCAAUGUCAGGUAGAAGAUCUGGAGCAACUAUGUGAUACAACAUGCCGAACAUCGAGUAAAGCUAGUCUUCAAUACGCUUGUACCAAUCCUCCAACUUUACAAGUAGGUAGUGGUACAUCCGGAUCUCAAGAGACAGUUAAUACCAACUCUUUACCUAACGUUAUCAACAGCAAUGAAUGGAAUAAUAAUUGUCAAGCCAAGGAUGGAACAGAAGUAAAACCAGUUUAUACUGUUCAGAUGCAAUUAAGUGGAUUUACUGGAGUCUAUCAGCCAAAUACUGCCGCAAUUUCAAACUUACUCAAUGCAUCUGUCGCUCAAUCUUCUACUGCUAGGAGAUUGUUAGCUGUCAGCGCUAAUGUGAUUGCAGGUAGCUCUAGAACGAUUAGAAAUCCUAUAGUUUGUUUACAACUUGGCGAAUCACUAUUAUUUAUUGUCUCCAAUGAGUCGUAUCCAGAAUAUGAUCGCACCAAUUUAUUGAAUAGUAACGCUGCAUUCGAUUAUGGUGGAUUCCGCGAUUUAAGAGACAAAAAAUUACUGACAACAACCAAUUCAUCACUCUUUGCUUAUCAAUUUAAUACUCCAGGAAGAUAUGUUUUCAAAGCAAGCAACAACGCUGAGCGUAAAAUGUAUGUUAGUGUUAUGGACCAAGGUGCUGAAUGUAGCGAUGUUGGACCAUUCUUCCCUAAUACAGAGAGAAUAUUAGUGCAGAACGGAUUCUCAAUAUCAUCGGGACUUUUACUACGUCCUGAUUGGAUUAUGAUUUUCACAAUGUUAGGUGUUACACUUGGAUUAAUGUUUUUGUUGGCUGUUUUAUUACUGGUCUUCAGAAAGCACGGUUGGGCAAAACAAAUGUUUGACCAUCCACGAUAUCGAGCUAUUACUCUGAAGUAUAACUUUGAUGAUUACUCAUCUAAAGGAUCAACUGUUCAUCCUGUUAAAAAGUAUCACCGUAAUCUAGAAGCUUCAGAAUUGGAAGGUGCUAUCCCUGAAGAAGAAAUACCACCAGCUCCAGUAGUUAUGGAGGAAGACGAUAUUGUUGCAGAAGUUAAAGGAGACGAAUUCUGGGAUUACGAUAAACAAGUUGAUCUGGAAGGAUUCAGCACUAAUACAUUGUACGAGUAUUUAUCUCGUCAAUCACGUGAAUUGACAGCUGCAAUUGGAAAACAAAAAGAUGAAGCUAAAUCGUUAUACCAAAAAGUUCGAGCUCAAGCUGAAUCAUUGAAAGGUUUAUGGGUAGCUAAAUUGAAUCUAAAAGGUAAAUCUGCUUUAGCAACUGAAGAUGAUAUGCGCAAGUAUGACGCGAAAAAGAAUGAACUUGAGGAUGAACUAGAACGUCGUCGAGAGCUAGGUAUACGAUUUAAAGGUGUUUUGGAACGACAGAAUGAAUUAUUUGAAGACGAUUUAAGAGAACGCGAGCAGCAUGAAAUCUCAUUUGAAGCAUCUUUCAGAGAAAUUAAUCGUUUACUCAAUGAUCUAAUCGAUAACAGAACUAGUGGAUCAGAUGAUAAUCAAUACGAUGAACAGCUGCAACACAAAGUAGGAAGUCGCGUUGAGGAAAUCUAUGCACGAUUGAAAAAUGUUCAUGAGAAAGAAUGUGAACGCCGAGGUGUAUGGUCAUUAAUAGAUCAAGGAACUGGAGCACUUCUUGUUUCACCAGAAACUAACGAAACACUUCCGCGUGAUUACUUAUUUGGUGUAGAUGGAACUGUACGUGCACCAGAUUUAAUCAUGCAGGAUCCGACUACUGGCUUAAUUAUGGCAAACGAGGGAACACAAAUGCAAUUAUUUGAUGGUGGAAUUGUACCAGUACCAAAGAACUUCUUCAUACAUCCACAAACUGGUCGUGCUCUACCAAUUGAAGGAAAUGUUGCUUACGAUCCGAUAUCAUCUCGUCUAAUCUAUACAGCAGAUAAUUCCUCGGAAGUGAUAUGGUGUAUCGGCUCUAUGCCUGAUCCAAAUACUGGACUGCCAGUACCAAUUGUUGGUAUUACUAUUCAUCCGACAACAGAAACAGUCUAUCCAGUUGCUGGAUCGCAAAUUGAUCCAGUUACAAGAUUACCUAUUCCAAUCGAGAUUGGUUCUAUGAUGAUUGAUAAUUCAUCGAAGAAACCGGUAGCAAUAUUAGGUCUUCGAAUUGAUGAUAUAACUGGAGAAGUGAAACCAUUAGGAGGAACUAUACCCGGAGCAAGUGAAGAUAUUCCAUUAGUACCAGGCGACAAAUACAUCGAACCAUUAUCAGGUCUAACGGUCAAAGUAACCGGUGCUAAAUUAUCACAGCAGACAGGAAGUGUAUUGCCAAGUGGCGGUGGCUAUCAAUCAUUACUAGAUUCAAGUGAGUUAGCAUGCGAACGAAAGUUGUUAGAUUGUUUGCAAAGCCUUAAAGAAGUCCUUUUAGUCAAACCCUCCGAUACAGAUAGUGAUAUACCAAAUGGACACCACGAAAGGAGUAUGCUAGAGACAGCCGUAAAAGAACUUCAUCGUAUCACUGAAAAGAAUAAUGGCCAUUUACUACGCGCUGGUCAUGAUUUAACAAGACGAUUAGAAAGAUCAACUGCCUUAGCUCAGAAUGGAGGUAGCCCUGGACAUUAUGAACACACAACCACCGGACAAUUAUUGCCCUUGCUUGUCGCUACAGAAUUUCUGUUAUGCUCGCAAUUAAUUGAUUCAAAAGCGAAUAUCGGAAUUAGUAAAGUCGAGGAUACGCUAGAAGAUAUACAAACAGCAGUAGAAUCAUUAACUGAUGCUGCAAAACGAGAGGUACAAAGACGCGGAGAUGCGGCUCAGGAUUGGACUUAUCUGCCACCAGAAGUUGUUGCUAUCUUAACGCAAGAAGAUAGUAUUGAACGUGAUAGAGAAGAAUAUCAUCACAAUUCACAUGACAAAUUUGCUGAUACCGUGAACCGAUUCUUUAAGAAAAUGCAAGAAGAAGAGAGCAAAUAUAAAGAAAGAAUGGCAGAAUUAAAAGGUGCUAUGAAUCCGGACGCCGAAGCGACUGUCACUCAACGCUUUAAACAAGUACAGUAUAGAUUACAGAUUGAACUACAAGAGCAGCUAUUAAUGAGAUCACACCAAUUGGAUGAAAAUAUAGCUGCAUUGGAAUAUACUCGUGCAAAGGCUGAUUUAUGCGCCGCCGAAGCGAAAACUUUACUGUCAGGAGCAUGCAUUUUAGCUGGUGAUUAUGACGCAAGCAUCUCGGGUGCAUAUGGCGACAACGUUAGCUCACCAUCGUCUAACAGAGAAAUAAUACCGUUACUUGAACAUCUCAUUAAAUUAAUUGAAGAGAAUGGAAUUAAGCAGUAUGUAACAACUAAUAAUAUUGUCUCUGAUGGUAUGCAACAAAUACCGCAGUCACAAGGUGGAACACUAACUAUACAAAAUAUGCAUGCUGCAUCACCAAUAACAGGAUUCUCUCCAGCUGGCCAGAACGUCACAUUAAAUACUACCCUAUUACCGAUAAUAGGACAACCAACAGGCCAACAGCAAGUAGGCACUAUAUCAACUGUUCCUGCUUAUAAUCAACAGACAAAUGUCGCGGCAGUUUCUCACAGCGGUGCUGCAAUUGGUGCUACAGUAGUUAAAGGCAAUGGAGUUGUAGGCUUAAGUAGUAUCUCAGCAGUCAGUCAAGCUGCACCUAGUAAUUUAAAUAAGAAAGAAACGAAGCAAAAACUACACGAGAAACAUCUUCAAGAAAGCGCUGAGCUUGAAGAAAAUUUACGUGCUAAUGAAAUAUUCGUUAUUAAUCAAGUUCUUAGCGAAUGUAACAAGAAGAAAGAGGAAGCUAUCGCUAAAAUUAAGGAAGAAUUGCGUGAUGCACUUAAGAGUGCUUCAACAGAUGAAGAGCGUCAACAGAUCAUUGAGGAACAUGCUAAAAAGAUUGAAAAGAUCAAUAAUGCACAUGAAAAAGAAAAGCAAGAACGACUCAAGAAAAUACGUAAAGAACUUAGCGAUAUAAGAAUACGCCGUAAGAAGGAACUACAACAGCGUCAUCGCAACGAAGCUAUAAUAGCAGGCGUCGAUGGCAUUGAAACCGAAAUACCAAGUGAGUCAGAAGCUGAUCAUGAUUUACUCUCGUUAGCUAAACAACAAGAAGAAUUACUUGCCGAAUUAAGACGAGCAUAUGCUGAAGAAUUAGCUGCAGACAUGGAAGCAAAUAGUGCAGAGAAUAGGAGAAAAUUAGAUGAAGAAAUGGAAGCACGUAUGAGAGCAUUAAAUGGUUCACGCAGUGGUGAUAUUGAUGGAGCAUUAAAGAAUGCUACCGAUUAUACAAUAGCUGCCAAUAAUCGUAACAAGAAUAUGCGAGAUCGCAUGCAAAAUCGCAAAGAUAGAAGGAAAAAUCGACAAAAGGGAACUAUUGACAUAGAUGAUGAAAAAUUAUUAGAGGGUAAUAAUGAAGAAGUAGAAAAAAUAAAACAAAUUUCCAACUUGCAAGAAGACGCUGAUCGUCUUUAUGAAGAAGCGGCAUUAAUGCAAGUUGUAGCUGAAGUUGAAUACGAAGGUCAAACUGAAAAUUACGAAAAAGUAGCUCAGCAAGUACUACAAGAUCCAAGCUUCAAUGAUGUUGUAGAUGAUGACAAAGCUUUGAUUGUCGAAGAUAUUAUGUCAGAAUUAGCAACAAAGAAACAGCAACAAGUUGACGAAGCAAAUGGACACAUGGAAUUGAUUGAGGCCAAGAAUGAAUCGAUCAAGAAACAGAAAGAAUGUGAAUUGACCGCCGAAGCAGUUAAGAAGCAGACUGAGCUAUCAACUCGAGCAAUGAUUGAGCUUAAUAAUGUUGAAACUGCAACAGCUGUCAAGAAAAUUACUGCUGUUAAACCUGAUAAGAAAGUUAUAGAAAUUGAGGCAGAAUUGAAAGAAAAGCAUUUAGAAGAUCAAAUUAAAUUGCGAUUGGAACACCGAGAAGAAAUGGCUGAAAUUGAACGUCAAGCGCAAGAGGAACAAAAUAAGGCAUUAGAAGAAAUUGUAGAAGGAAUGGCAGCUAAAUUAGAAGAAGAAGAUGUCGAAUUCCAGAAGAAAGCAGCCGAAGCUAAGGAGAAAUUAAGCGCAGAAGAAUUCCAAAAAAUGCUUGAUGACCAUGAGAAAGAAUUGGAAAGUAUGCAACAAAAUCAAGAGAUAGAAAUUGCUAAACAUCGUGAUCAAUUGAAUAGCAAAUUGGAAGAACGCCGUCGACGUAAACAACAACAACUUGCAAGGAAACAGGAAAUUGAAAUGCAAAAGAAACUACUACAACAGCAAGCUGAAGCUGACCGAUUAAAUGCCGAACGAGAAGCGAAAAAGGAGGAUGCAGCAUUGGCUGAGACAAUUAAAGAACUUAAAAAUAGCGAUAACGAGAAUGAAAGUAAGCGUGCUGAAAACUUAAUCUAUCAUGUUAUGCAACAGCGUCAUGCUAAAGAAACAUUACAACAUGAAGAACAACUCAAGAAAGAACUAGCGACUGCUUUAGCAGAAGCUCAGAAUAACGUUGCGACUAAAUGUCAAGAUAAUCGUGACAAAUUAGUUGAACAACAUGAACAUCAAUUAGCAGAAUUAUUGGCUCACUCAGAUGGAAUAAGUCCACUAGAGUUGAAAUCACGUCAACGUGCUCUAGAAGGGAAGCAACAGACUCAGUUAGCUGAGUUCGAUAAGGAUGCUGCGACUAAAAUGCAAGAGGCAGCCAAAGAUGUAAUGUUUAACUUGCAAAUUCAACAUGCUAAUGCUAGAUUGGCCUUGAAAACGAAGCAACUAGCUGAAUUAUCGAGUUCGAUGCAAGAAUUAGCUGGCCAGCGAGAAUUAAUUGCCGAGUAUACUGAUAGGACCAAUGAAGCUACUCGUACUGCGCAACAGGAUCGAGAAAAAAUUAUGAAAGAAAUGGAAGCAAAAUUAGAGAAGAUUAAGGCUGAAAAAAGGAAAGCACAAGAGAAACAGCGAGCUGAAUUGGCUCAACAAUUGGAAGCACUACAAGAUGAAUUGCAACUUGAACAAAGCAAAGAUGAACAAUAUCUAGAAGAGCAGAUAGCGGAGAGAGAGAAGGUUCAUGAAGAGCAACGUAAAAAGAAAGAUGAACUAAUGAAAUCGAAGAUAGAAAAGGAGGACUUGAAUGAAGAUGAAAAACAGAAACUCAUCGAACAGCAUCAGAGAGAUCUUGCAGAAUUGGAAAUUGCACAGCAACGCGAAAGAGAAAAGAGCCGAGGUGCCUUGAAAAGAAAAUUGGAAGAGCGUCGUAAGAAAAAGUAUCAAGCAGCCGUUAAUCAAUUGGAAAAAAUCACCGAAGAUGAUGAGGAAGCAACUGAAGAAGAGGAACGAGCACAAAUUCGAGCAAUACAACAAGACAAUAUUCAGAAACUAGAAACCACUGCUAGCAAACUUGAAACUCCCAAUGCUCCAAUUCAUGAACCACAAACUGUUGACUUAGCUGAAGUUGUCCAGCCGGAUGGCAUCGUUACUGCCGAUAGUCAUGUACCAACAGCAGCAGCUGCUGGAUUAAUUAGACCUAACGAUGUUUACAACUAUACUGAAAGGGACUGGAUGGCUUUACUGACGGCAUCCCCAGUCUUCCAACAGAUCUGCCAAAUUGAGAAUAUGCUAAGCAAUGGUGGUACUUUCGGACCAGAUAACAAAAUAUUGGGUGCAGGCUCAAGUGGUAGUUAUAUCGAUUCUAAAGAUGCUCAAUGGAUUUGUAAAGGAGAUUUAAUCCCGGUUGAUAUCAAUCACUUAAGUCCAAGCCACUUUGUUAUUUAUCGAUUUGGCUUGUUCGUAGUUAAAAUGUUGAGACAAUGCGCUAAAUUCCCUGAAGUUACUAUGUUGGUUGCGUCCAACUUACCUUCGCACAAAUAUGAUCGUAACGCCUUCCGUAAUUCUUACCAUUACGAUAGGAAGCGCAACAUCUUAUUUAUAAGGAAUGAGAGAUUGGAAUCAGUCGGCGAUUUUAUCGUUGUUAUCAUGCAUGCUUUAGCUCAUGUCAAAGUUGGAGAUUUAGCUAAUGACGGCAAUCCAGAUUUCUUACGAGAAUUUUAUAAGGUUAGAAAAGUAGAAAGAUCAUUGAUGGCAUUACUGUCAAUAGAAUGA
This is a messenger RNA of Trichoplax adhaerens, 22989 nucleotides long. RefSeq lists its product as uncharacterized. NCBI's taxonomy places the organism in Eukaryota, Metazoa, Placozoa, Uniplacotomia, Trichoplacea, Trichoplacidae. Gene Ontology annotation, molecular function: protein binding. The transcript is spliced from 6 exons. The coding region runs from base 1 to 22989 and encodes 7662 amino acids. The record is from RefSeq and is a predicted model, not a curated record.